AUGUCUGAUAUAAAGGUGGAAAAGGAAGAGGAUAUACCGGUCAAUGAUGAUUCGGUAAAUUUGGAGCUGCAAGAAGACAAGAAUACCGAGGUGGAUGGUGAGCAUGAAUAUGAACAUGAACAUGAAGGAAAGUCGGCUUCUAAGAAUACAAAUGACGAUACCAAUACCAGCGGUAAUACCAAUAAUAGUAAGAAGAAAAAGAAUAACAAUAUGUUUGUUUGUAAAUGGGUUGAUUGUAAGAAGAGAAACUAUCCUACGCUCACGUCGUUAGUUACGCAUCUAAGUUCCACUCAUUUAGCUCACAUAGCACAUUUGAGUCCAAAUACACCAAUUCGAUAUACUUGCCAUUGGGAAGGCUGCUCGCGAUAUGCAAUGGAACAACCUUCGAGGUUUGCGUUAAUUUCCCACUGUCGUACACACACGGGUGAAAAGCCAUAUUUUUGUCCGAUUCCAGAAUGUGAAAAGCAUUUCACACGUUCAGAUGCUUUGGCAAAACAUGUAAAGGGGGUCCACGACUUGCAUCUGGCCCGAGAUGCGUUGGCGUUGAUUAAAGAAAGAAUCAAGAAAGAAAAGAUGGCGCCAAUAGCCUCCGAUAACGAUGAUUUUGACGAAUAUGAAUAUUUAUCGGUGAUCGACCAAGAUUACGACUUAAGAAACCCAUGGUGGUUCAACAAGAACUUUGUUAAUACCCUUGCGAAUAAGGAUAAUAGUAUUAGCGCCUUUUAUGAUCAACCAUUCAAUACGCAACAAUAUAAAUUGGCUAGUGACAGGUAUCAUGCGUACUUAGAAAAUAAUGAUGAUGAAAUAAUACCUUCUAUUGAAGAAAAUGAGUAUUUGGAUUAUAUGUCACAAUAUGACGAUGAGCUUCAAAAAGUAGCCAAAUCAAUAAGUUCUAGCUAUACUGCGCCAGAAGAUGAUGGCAGUAUGGAUUUCGCAAAUACCGAAGAACUUGAAGAUUUGAAAAAAAUUCAUAACAAUUUAAAGACGCAGCUUGCUACUGCGACAAAGAUCAAUAAAACUGUGAGUAAACAAUUAUCCACGUCGGUUAAAGAAAAAAGAAGAUUAUGGUUAAUGAACCAAAUUCUACUUGAUGGAAACGUAGUUAUUGGGUUACCAGAAAAAGCCGACACCGGAAUUAAUGAUGAAGAUACUAAAAAGGUCGUAUUAGAUAAAUAUGACGAAGAAUUAUUAUCUGAAUCGGUUAAGACAUUACAUUAG
Debaryomyces hansenii CBS767 is the source of this 1218-nucleotide messenger RNA. RefSeq lists its product as uncharacterized. The record is from RefSeq and is a predicted model, not a curated record. Gene Ontology annotation, molecular function: DNA-binding transcription factor activity, RNA polymerase II-specific; RNA polymerase II cis-regulatory region sequence-specific DNA binding. Gene Ontology annotation, biological process: regulation of transcription by RNA polymerase II. Lineage: Eukaryota; Fungi; Ascomycota; Pichiomycetes; Serinales; Debaryomycetaceae. The transcript has a single exon. The coding region runs from base 1 to 1218 and encodes 405 amino acids. Gene Ontology annotation, cellular component: nucleus.